GCAUGGGCCGGGCGGCUGCUCCGGUGAGCAUUAUAAGCACCAACUCCGGGGCAGCCCCGUCUGUGAAAGAGAAAUUCUCUACAGUCGAAAGCGCCCGCUGCAGCGGAAGUGGAAGCGUGGGACCUCGGAGAGAUCGUGUCAGGAUUCGGAUGCCAAAGUCGAAAUCUUGUGCGCUCGAGCUGAGAUUCCGUCGUGACAGUCGAGCGUGGCAUUUGGCCCAGGCGAGCAGAAACAAACAGCGAGCGAAAGUUCUAGACAGCAAGGAUUUACGGGAGGGUGAUUCGAUAGGAUUCGGCUGGCCUGGCGUGCUGGUGGACUGGGUGCAUGCUUGGCAGAGUAGCAGAACACACAUUCUGGUUUGCUUGCGGACAGACGGCGUGAGUAUAAUCGACAGAGAGUGCAUGGGUAGAGGAGGUACAGAAGCGGGACAUCGAUACAUCUUUCUACAAUGGGAAUGGAGUAUAGACAUUUGGGACAGACGGGAUUGAAAGUAAGCGUGCUUUCAUAUGGAGCUUGGGUCACUUUUGGAAAUCAGCUCGAUGUGAAAGAUGCCAAGGGAUUGCUUUCUUGCUGUCGAGAUGCUGGUGUGAACUUCUUUGACAACGCGGAAGUUUAUGCUAAUGGAAAGGCCGAAGAAAUUAUGGGACAUGCAAUUAGAGAACUUGGGUGGAAGAGAUCAGAUCUCGUUAUAUCCACCAAGCUCUUCUGGGGCGGACAGGGGCCGAACGAUAAGGGUCUCUCUCGGAAGCACAUUGUGGAAGGACUGAAAGCUUCGCUGAAGAGACUAGACAUGGAUUAUGUGGAUCUUAUUUACGCUCAUCGGCCAGACACAAGCACACCCAUUGAGGAGACUGUGAGGGCUAUGAAUUGGGUGAUCGAUCAUGGGUAUGCGUUCUACUGGGGUACCAGCGAAUGGACUGCUCAGCAGAUUACCGAAGCUUGGGAUGUUGCCCACCGACUCGACCUUAUUGGUCCUGCUAUGGAGCAACCAGAGUAUAAUCUUCUGGCUCGUGAGAAGGUGGAGUCAGAGUAUCUCCCAUUGUACAAGCGGUAUGGAUUGGGUUUGACUACCUGGAGUCCUCUGGCCUCUGGGGUGUUUUCUGGGAAAUAUGGCAGGAACAACAUUCCUCCAAACAGUAGAUUUGCUUUGGAUAACUACAAGAACUUGGCUCAAAGAUCAUUAAUUGACGAAGUUUUGAACAAAGUAGAUGGACUGAAACCUAUUGCAAAAGAACUUGGUGUACCUCUUGCCCAGUUGGCAAUUGCGUGGUGUGCUUCCAACCCUAGAGUUAGCUCAGUUAUCACAGGAGCGACCAAAGAAGCGCAGGUUCUCGAAAACAUGAAGUCACUGGAGUUGUUGCCCAAGCUGACACCCGCGAUUCUUGAUAAAAUUGAGGCUGUUGUGCAAAGCAAACCCAAGAUUGUCGAUCAGUAUCGGUGAACGCUAUCCACGUGAGAAGGAAGACAAGCGGUAGACGUCCUUCGCUGUCGACACCUUGGAAGAUGGAGAUCCAUUAAGCUCAUUGUUGGCUGCAGUCGUCCGUCAAGUUAAAGAAAGUGUCUUCAGACUUAGCGACUCAUUAGAUUUGAAAUUGCAUUUACCACGGGGUCCUUAAAACAUUCUUUACAACCUCUUGUGGACGAAGAACUUUCACGAAUAGCUUCAAAGUAUGUUGGGAACAUCAUCUGAACCUGUCGAGCAAGAUCAUUUACGAAAGUUGUUCCAACAGACAUUGUUUCAGUAGCCAGAUGGUGAGAGGUUGCCUUCUGAUGCGACUGCGAUGUUAAACGGAGAGAGACGCAAGGACACUUCGAGCCUUGUACCGAAUGUUGGCAAAAGUCAUGAUAAAACUUUAUAUAUACAGGAAAACGUAAUGAUGACAAUCUUUUAUCCUUAAAGCUUGGACUGAGGAUGUUCAUUACAUGUUCAGUGGUAAGGAUAUUGGAAGUGAUCGGUGUCAGUUGUUUGCAUUCUUUCUGUUCUUUUGAAACGGAAAGCCAAAAGACUCCCAGGUCCUGACAUGUAAUAGAAAGAAGUCAAAAUUAGAAUCGC
Messenger RNA from Marchantia polymorpha subsp. ruderalis, 2053 nucleotides. NCBI's taxonomy places the organism in Eukaryota, Viridiplantae, Streptophyta, Marchantiopsida, Marchantiales, Marchantiaceae. The record is from the annotation of a GenBank genome assembly.